Messenger RNA from Penaeus vannamei (Pacific white shrimp), 655 nucleotides. The record is from RefSeq and is a predicted model, not a curated record. NCBI's taxonomy places the organism in Eukaryota, Metazoa, Arthropoda, Malacostraca, Decapoda, Penaeidae.
GGUCUUGGUGAGAAUGUGAAGUCAAGCACGCAGCCCAAGGAGGUGAAAGCCCUGGAGGGGCCCACGUGAGUCAGGUGUCAUGCGGGAUGGGCCACACCAUUAUGGUGGUGCGGGACGAGACUGAUAAGGACAAGGAAAUCUUGGAGAAGUUGAAAGAGAUUCCCCUCUAAGGAGGAAUUGCUUUUGGUAUUUUUUUUUAUUAUUAUUAUUAUCUUUUGUUUUAUAUUUUUUUCUUUCUCUUUUUGAACAAUUAGAAAGACACUCCAGAAGGACCACUGUUGCAAACAUGUAUAUACGUACAAGUACGCAUAUAUAUCUAUAUAUCAGCCAGGUAUCAACCUAUUUUGUAUUUUGUUUCUUCUGAAAAAUAUGUAGCAAGUAUUACAAAGAAAAAAUAAUAAUUAAAGAAAGACAACAGUGUAAAACACAGUUGUUGGUACAAACAUAAAAGGAGAGGCAACAUGGCAGUUUUGUAAAUGAGGAAGGUAACGAGUUGGCUAAGGGAGAGUGGCGAGAACUGGCCUCAACUUGUGAUGCCAUUGACUUGACCAUUGACCUAGGAGUCCAUCUCUCCCUGGGUGCGGCUCUGAGUCGUUUCAGAACAGUCCCCUGAGUAGUUUUGGGUAGCUACCCCUUCUACCUCAUGCUAGGCUGA